Scaptodrosophila lebanonensis is the source of this 784-nucleotide messenger RNA. RefSeq lists its product as uncharacterized. The transcript has 2 exons. NCBI's taxonomy places the organism in Eukaryota, Metazoa, Arthropoda, Insecta, Diptera, Drosophilidae. The coding region runs from base 58 to 318 and encodes 86 amino acids. The record is from RefSeq and is a predicted model, not a curated record.
ACUUUUGAAUAUUUUUCGACUGGGUACAUACACCGAAUCACAUUUGAGGCGUCCAGUAUGCCGAGUAAAUCGUCGGACACCUCCCAACACAAACGGCAGCCCAGUGUCAAGAGACGGACCACAUCCAGACGUGUGGUCCGUUCAAAAUCAACUAAAGCCAGUGGAGCUGUCAACUUGAAUGGUCAGCUGAUCAUACAGGCUCUGCAAGAUUUGAACAGGCCGGCAAGCAUGGUGGAAGUGGUACGUCAAUUGGCAAUCAGAACUAAUGCAACAGUCCAUUUGGCGCACAGUCAAAGGUACACUGACAGAGGCGAUUAGGUUUGGCUUUGUGCAGCAGGUGCGUGGAAAAUACUGCAUUCUGCCCACAAAUGUGCCCAAUGCGGAGAAUGUGGCAGGGGGACUCACCUUAGCCAAAUCCACCGAUCGCUCAAAACGGAAGAAUCGCGAUGGCUGCGACUCUUUGCGACGCCAUUUGGUGCGAAGAGCAGCUUCGUGUCCUCUACAAAUAAAAAGAACUCGUUCUUCUUUUAAGCACGGAACACAAAAGAAAAGGAAAAUGAAUAACGAGUAAAAACUAAUUGGGGCCAGUGCGGGUUGUUAAUGCAGUCGAAGGAGCAGUGGACAAUAUUUAAAAGCUGAUUGGCACCUCUAGUUUGUUUAUGCGAUCCAAGGAGAUAACAGCAGAUUGGGAACACUGGUUUAUAAAAAAUUCGUAGUUUUGGGUUCCCGCCAGAUCCGUUAGUAAAAGAAACGUACGAUUAAUCUAAAUAAAAUUUUAUUUUAA